ACAGCAACAUGAAGGUCUUGAUAGUAACUUUGUUGGCUCUAGCAGUAGCCGCCUCCGCGAGGCACAUUUCGCUUGAAGAUGUCAUCGAAUUAGAAAAGAACACCCUUUACGGUUACAUCAAGAGUAUCGCCAUACCGUUGGCUGACGAAGUCCGCAUAGCUGAGGAGGAAGGCAGACAAAAUCCAUCCAGGAUUGUCGGUGGUUCAUUUGCUGCUCUAGGACAGUUACCGUAUCAGGCCGGCUUAAUUUUACAUCACCCUUCUACCAAUGGUCUUGCCAGCGCAUCUCUAAUCUCCAAUAACAGAAUAUUGACUGCUGCACACAACUUGAAUGAUGGCUGGUCAACUGUCCCGAGUGUGACUGUUGUCCUUGGAACUACCACUAUAAUGUCUGGUGGUGUAAGACAAACUACUAGCAACUAUGUUUUGCAUGAAAAUUACGACGUCUUCGUAUUCAGAAGUGACAUUGCUAUCAUCAACUUACCAUCACCAGUUCAAUUUUCAAGCAUCCUCAGUCCUAUCGCUCUUCCUUCUGGGUCUCAACUGAAUGACGACUUCGCUGGGGAAAUUGCCAUUGCCUCUGGUUUUGGAAUUAAUCCUGGAAAUGGUGGUGUGAUUCCAAACCAGCCGCUCAGCUAUGUGGAUUUGCCCGUGAUCUCAAACGAUGAAUGCGAACAAGAUUACGGAUCAAUUAUUCUACCUGGCAUUAUAUGUACGGGUAGCGUUGUAGGCAAAAACAUCUGCACUGGUGACUCUGGAGGUCCUCUUGCCGUCCAGAGGAAUAACGGCCCAGUAGUGAUUGGUGUCGUUUCAUUCAGACGUGGUGGUGCAUGCGACGGCGGUUCUCCUGCUGGGUACGCCAGAGUUACGCACUAUGUAGACUGGAUUAACGAGCAUCUUAUAAACGAAGUUGUAUCUAUUGAUAAGCACAUAACGAAAGUGAACGACAGCAUGAAGAUAUUGGCAGUGACUGUGUUGGCCCUAGCAGUGGCCGCCUCCGCGAGGCACAUCACACUUGAAGAUGUCAUCGAAUUAGAAAAAAACACUCCGUACGAUUACAUCAAGAGGAUCGCCAUACCAUAUGCUGAUAAAGUCCGAAUAGCUGAGGAAGAAGGCAGCCAGAAUCCAUCUAGAAUCGUUGGUGGUUCAUUAGCUGUUCUUGGACAAUUCCCGUACCAGGCCGGCUUACUAUUGAAUUACCCUACUAGAACUGGUCUCGCUAGCGCAUCUCUAAUCUCCAACAACAGAAUACUAACUGCUGCACACAACUUGAAUGAUGGUGUAUCGAGUGUCUCGAGUGUGACUGUUGUCCUUGGAUCUACAACUCUAAUGUCUGGUGGUGUAAGACAAACUACCAGUAACUACGUUUUACACGAAAAUUAUGACAUUUCCGUAGUAAGAAGUGACAUUGCUAUCAUCAACUUGCCAUCUCCUGUCCAAUUCUCAAAUAUCGUGGCUCCCAUCGCUCUGCCUUCUGGAUCUCUGCUCCAAGAAGAUUUUGUUGGUGAAGUUGCAAUUGCCUCUGGUUUUGGAAUGAAUCCUGCAAUUGGUGGUGUGCUUGCAAACCAGCCAUUUAGCUAUGUGGACUUGCCUAUAAUUACGAACAAUGAAUGCGCCGCAUCUUAUGGAUCAGUAAUUCAGCCUGGAAUUAUCUGCACGGGUAGUGCUGUUGGCAAGAACAUUUGCAGUGGUGACUCUGGCGGUCCUCUUGCUUUACAGAGAAGCGGUAACCCAUUGUUGAUUGGUGUUGUUUCGUUCGGCCGUGGUGGAUGCGAUGGCGGUUCUCCUUCUGGAUACGCUAGGGUUACACACUACAUCAACUGGAUUAAUGCACGUCUGUAAUAAUAUACAUAAAUAUAAGAAUAAAUCAUGUCUUUAAAAAUAAA
Molecule: messenger RNA, 1885 nt
Organism: Spodoptera litura
Lineage: Eukaryota; Metazoa; Arthropoda; Insecta; Lepidoptera; Noctuidae
Product: brachyurin-like
Biological process (GO): proteolysis
Molecular function (GO): serine-type endopeptidase activity
Source: RefSeq, a predicted model, not a curated record